ACUGAGGUCCCCCGACCUCCCCGGGAGUGGCGCAGCCCGAGAGCUCCGGGCUAAGCCUUCCGGCGGGAAGAGGCACCGCGGCGUUUCCGGGCCGGGCUGCGUGGAGGACGCUGCUCGCAAUGGCUCUGCCGGGUGCAAAUAAGGAUAACAUCAGAGCAGGAUGCAAGAAAUGUGGCUACCCUGGUCAUUUGACAUUUGAAUGCCGAAACUUUCUUCGAGUGGAUCCUCAAAGAGAUAUUGUUUUAGAUGUUAGCAGCACAAGCAGUGAAGAUAGCGAGGAAGAAGAGUUACAGAGACUGCAAGCCCUGCGUGAAAAGAAAAAUUUAAAUGAGGAGGAAGAAAAAAAGAAACAAAAAAGAAAAAGUAAAGAAAAAACAAAACUAAAGAGACCAAGGAAAAGAUCUUCCUCAUCAAGUGCUGCUGAAGAGGCUGGACCAAAGUCGAAAAAACAAAAAUCACAUAAAAAGGAAAGGAAAAAGGAAAAGAAGAAUAAAUCUAAGAAAGGCAAACAUCAUAAAAAGGAAAAGAAGAAGAGACGAAAGGAAAAGAGUUCAUCUUCAGAUAGUUCAGACAGUUCUAGUAGUGACUAAGUUGCUGGCCUAUUUUUGCUGUAAUUUCUGCAGAGAAUAGGAUGGUUUUCCUUUCAGAUCUUGCCUAUUUGUGCUUUGCAGUUAUGUUUAUAUUGAUAUAUAUAUUUUUCAGGAAAUCUACUUGCAAAUAUCAGUGCUUCAAAUUAUUAAAUGGACCAUUUGGAAACUCUAGUGGAAGGUCUGUGUGUCAAAAUAUUCGGACUUCAUAUGCUUAACAUUGGAAUGGUUAAAUCAAAUUUGGAAAUUUAAAUGAGCUUGCUUCUGUUAAUUUAUUCCAUAAAUGUAUGUUUCCAUCUUGUGGGAGGUAAUCAAUCUAUCAUGUUGAAAUAGGUAAUAAAAAUUACCCUUUGCUGUCAGGGAAAGUGUCAACAGUUUACAGGCCAUUUUGCCCUGGGAGAAGGGGGAAAGGGAAAAGGGGCAAAAAAGAUUGGAAGAUGGGCUUAAAAACAAAACAGUUGCAAUGAUUUGAGGAAGAAAGUUAAUUUACUAUAUUAUGUAUUGGAAUGCAAGAUAAUAUAAUUGGAAUUGAGGCUAAUGAGAAAAAUGAGAGUGUGUCCAAAAACUGAAGUUCUGAAUGGCCUGAAGGCAUGCUGAAAGCAGGACAGCUAGGGAGCACACUACUGCAUUGACAAGCAUUAAAAGAAAGGGCGUGUCUUGUGACUUGCAAACACUUUUAUCUUUUCCUCUGAGUGGAAAAUGAAAACAGAACAGUAAAAGUCUUCUGGAAAAGUAAUUGUUCUCCUCCGAGAACCAGGUACCCAGAAAUAUCCUCAAUCCACAGAACUGGAGCGUUAACUCUUUAACUCCCAGUGCUCUACGUGAUGUUGCUAUGUGGAAUGCCAAUAACAAAAGUCAUAAAAUCAUGACGGAGUUAUUUCAGGCAUGUCAGAGUUUCAUGAUUGGAUACCCUGGUAUUCAGUUCAUAUCUUAGAAUUGUAGAAUGGCUUGGGUUGGAUAGGGCUUUUAAGAUCCUCUAGUUCCAACCCCUCUGCUAUAGGCAGUCACCUCCCUCUAGGCCAGGUUGCUCACAGCCUCAUCCAGCCUGGCCUUGAAUGUUUCCAGGCAGGGAGCAUCCACAGCCUCUCUGGGCAACCUGUUCCAGGGUCUCACCACCCUCACAAUAAAGAAUUUCUUCCUGAUAUCUAGUCUAAAUCUACCAUCUUCUAGUUUAAAACCACUUCCCCUCAUCCUGUCACUGCAUGCCCUUAUAAAACAUAUUCAUGAAACACUUUAUGAACAUAAAAUUGGUUAUUCUUAUUGCUCUGUCACUUCCUGUAGAAGUCUCUUACAAAGGUUUUUAUGCAGGGAUUAGACCAAAGGGCUUUCAUAUCCCCUUCCACCCAUUCUCUCGGUCUGUUUCCAGCAGAUGUCAUUAAUGCAUGGCCAGAGAAAGAAUGAAAGGGUGGUACAGGCAUGUCUCUGAGCUCAUCACCCUAGUUGGUGGCCCUCCUCUGGACCAUCUACAACAGCUCCAUGUCUUUGUACUGGGGGCCCUGAAACUGGAUGCAGUACUCCAAGCAGGAUCUCAUGAGAGCAGAGUAGACAGGCAGAAUCACCUCCAUCGAUCUGCUGAUCACACUUCUCUUGAUGCAUCCAGGAUACUACUGGCUGUCAUUGCUGGCCUAUGUUGAACCUUUCAUCGACUUUCAUCAGCUAAAUCUACAGCUGAGUUAAUGAUAAACUGAUACCUUUGAGUUCAGCAGACUGUGAUGCUAUCUCAGGUAUGCCUCAUCUUCAAAGUACCUAAAUUUGCACCUGAGGGGCAAUGUAAGAUUUCCUCAAUGUAAGAGUUCACAGUUCCAUGUGACAUUAACUGUAUUUUAGAACAUCAUGUCACUACAAAAAUUGCUGCUGUAAUGGUUACUGUGAUGGUCCUGCACAUUUCUUCCUUCAGUUUAUAGGUACAAGAUGAGUACCCUAAUUAUUGGACAACUCAGUUUGUACUGUAGUAUAUAUAUAUAUACUAUAUAUAUACUAUAUAUACUUGUAUUUAUAUGUACUAUUUAUUGUGCUAUAAAACACUGCAGAUCAAAAUUCUCAUGGAAGCCAGAGAAGAGCAAAUAAAAGUAAUCUGUAACCAUCAACAUAGAUCUCAGUAGAGAAUGGCAAGAGUCCUUGCAUCUGCUCUUUUCUUAUUGAUUUUGGUCUGUGUCUUAAUUUUUCAUUCAUACACCAUGAUAUGUAGGAUGAGCUUGGAUAAUAUAGCUGGCCUCCUUAAUUAGCUAACGACUGUGCAUAAGAUUGAAAAGCAUAUUAGGAACAUUUUUCUUAUAAAUAGAAAUCUAAAGUUUUCUACCACCCUGUUCGCACUGGCACUGUAGAGCAUGUGGAGUUUAUUUUUAAUAACUGGAUCAGUUCUGUGAAUCAGUAAUUCUGUGGAGAGCAACAAGGGAGCUGUAUGCUGCAUAAUAAUUCAGUACUGUUGUCAAAGGAAAUGUUUAAUUCAGCUGCUUUUUAAGACAGAUCUAUUUUUUUCUCCUUAUAUUGUCUUUAAUUAAUGAAAUUGGGUUAUUGGAGUUAGGGGAUUUCAGAGCUCAUGUAUAUUUUUCCCAUGGUCCUCUGUGGGCACGCCAACUUUGGAGAAUGGGAUUUUGUACAUUUGUUUCCUCCUUUUGUAAGCUUGAGCUAUCAGUAACGCUUCACUUAACUGAAGGCAAAAUAUAUAGCUUUCUGUUCCAGAACUGAGCAACCCUUAUUAAGGUAUUUCUCUACGCAGAAGUGUAACUUUUACAGUUAUAUCAAUUUACGUGUCACUAUUCUCUCAAUUGAUGUAGUCCUUUAACAGAGAGAAUGUUGUGUAUGUUAGUCUACUUUUCAAACUAUAUUAACGUUUUAUGUACAAAGAUGUACAUUCAGGCCACUAUUGUUUGCCACAGAAUUGAAGUGCUUAAGAUUUCAGGUGUAAGCUAACAUACCAAGGAAAUGCUGCAGUUAACUAUUCUUUGCUGUGUUAGUGUUUGCUAAUCUUCAAAAGGUGACACCAGAAUAAAUAUUAUAUUGUUUUCCCCUUUGUGUUUUA
Lagopus muta (rock ptarmigan) is the source of this 3609-nucleotide messenger RNA. It is a transcript of the gene SREK1IP1, whose product is annotated as SREK1 interacting protein 1. Lineage: Eukaryota; Metazoa; Chordata; Aves; Galliformes; Phasianidae. The record is from RefSeq and is a predicted model, not a curated record. Gene Ontology annotation, molecular function: zinc ion binding; nucleic acid binding. The transcript has 5 exons. Bases 120 to 590 code for a protein of 156 amino acids.